AGGCGUGGUCCUGGAACGUUCUCUGUUCUACUGGUGGUUAUGUGCUCGUGGUUCCAGGUCGGGAGCGCGCGCUGUGUGACAGCUCAGGGCAGUCCACGUCAACACAGAGUGAGCACAGCGGCAGCGGUGGCAGCAGAGAUGGACUCCACGUCCCUGGAACCUUCUCUCUAUACAGUGAAAGCUGUUUUUAUUCUUGAUAAUGAUGGCAACAGACUUCUGUCCAAGUACUACGACACCGAGCUCUACCCCACCAUGAAAGAGCAGAAGAACUUUGAGAACAACGUCUUCAGCAAAACACACAAAGCAGACAAUGAGAUAGCGUUCCUGGAGGGGAUGACCAUUGUGUAUAAGAGCAGUAUAGAUCUUUUUUUCUACGUGGUGGGAAGUGCUCAGGAAAAUGAGCUGAUGCUGAUGUCCGUGUUGAACUGUCUGUUUGACUCCAUCAGUCACAUCCUGAGAAAGAACGUGGAGCGGAGGUGUUUACUGGACAACAUGGAGGGAGUCUUCCUCGUCGUGGACGAGAUCAUUGAUGGGGGGGUGAUUUUGGAGAGUGAUUCUCAACAGGUCUUACAGAAGGUCAACUACAGGGCUGAUGACAACCCAUUAACUGAACAAAGUGUGGCUCAGCACCUAACAGAGAAGUUGGCACUGACCACUAACGUUUUGCAGUCAGCUAAGGAGCAGAUAAAAUGGUCCAUACUAAAAUGACCUGGGAAGAAAAAAAGACAAAAUGUCUGAUCUGUCAAAAAAAAUAAUAUUUUCUGUCUCUAAGCUAUUUUUGUAGGUCCAUUUGGACAGCCCAUCAGCUGGCCUAUCAGGAGCCAGGAAAGCAUUUCUUCUGGUCUGUCUGUAUGAUGGCAGUUUGUUACUUUUUCUGUGAAGUGUAUUUAAUGCUUUACUUUAUUGUAUUCUGUUUUUACAAGUAAUGGUAGUAAUGGAGACAUCCACAUGGUUUGUAGCAAGCCAAAUGGUGCUGUCGUUUAUAAAGGGACAAAAAGGAACAGAACCGGCGCCUGGCAGUUCAGCAUAAGGAUUCCAAACAGUAAAGACAAAAUAUUAAUUUGAAUUUUCAGUUACAAACCAAAUAAUAUUACAUAUGCAGUGGGGGUUUUUUUUAUGUUUUAUUUGUUUUACCCACUGUCACAUAAGCAUGUCCGCUGUAAAUUGUUUUAGAGUCAGUAUAUUUUCUUUCUAUGGAUAACCAGAAAUACUGGGGAUUAAUAAACACAAUGGCAACACACACAUUCUGAAUUGUCCUUCAACGUUGUUUUGUUUGAACAUAUUUAAAAACUACAACACUGAACUGUCCCAGAUGAGUUUGGACUGUAGUGAGCAUUGUUCCAGUAGCCUCUUUCAACAGGAGCGACUUUUCAUAAAAACACAAAACACAAUUUAUGAAGGAUUCUUUACUAUAACAUUUAAUAACUCUAAGUCUGCUGAUAGGCUGCUUAGGAGUCAACACAGAUGCACUGAAUAAAAGAUGCAAAACUGAAAUGUCUCUUUUUUUGAUUGGUGUUUAAAUAAAUUUUUGAUGUGAAGAUGUAAAUAAGGAAGGUAUGUGUACAAAGAAUAUGUUUUACUUUUACAGUGAGAACUGAAGAUGUUCAUAGAUACUAAAUAUUUUCAAAGCUGGAAGUGGAAAAAUGCCACACUUGUUUUGGGGAGGAUGUUACGGAAACAAACUGAUUUCAUCUGCUGUUGGUGACACUAAUAAACAUGAUUAUACUGG
Poecilia latipinna (sailfin molly) is the source of this 1729-nucleotide messenger RNA. It is a transcript of the gene copz2, whose product is annotated as COPI coat complex subunit zeta 2. NCBI's taxonomy places the organism in Eukaryota, Metazoa, Chordata, Actinopteri, Cyprinodontiformes, Poeciliidae. Gene Ontology annotation, biological process: intracellular protein transport; retrograde vesicle-mediated transport, Golgi to endoplasmic reticulum; intra-Golgi vesicle-mediated transport. The transcript is spliced from 10 exons. The coding region runs from base 40 to 708 and encodes 222 amino acids. Gene Ontology annotation, cellular component: COPI vesicle coat. The record is from RefSeq and is a predicted model, not a curated record.